AUGGCCGAGUUUCCUCAGGUAUGGCUCGACUAUCUUGUUGCCAGCAGCCAGGGGAAGGGUCACCGACUGCAGGAUUCUCUUGAAGCCGCGUGGACAAAGAUCGCCUCGCAGAAACUGUUCGAAGUUCUGUGCUCACCUCACCCCUUCACUUGGUUUCUUUCCGCGAGGAUAUUCCGAGUGGCUCUGGUCCUGGUUGCUUUCCUGCUAUUCUUCGCACCUCCCUUUGAAUCUGCGCUAUGGUCGUUUGGGAGCAUCCAAGAAGCGGAAGGGCCCGCUCGCUACUUUCGCUUCACAGCAAGAAAGCUUCAGAAUGGACUGGCAGGGCCUGCAAUAACUUCUCCUGGGAUACAAUCCUUUGGGGUACUGAAAGGCAAUUGCAUGAUUCCGAUGCCAGGAGUCUCAAACGACCAGGAGCACUUUUAUGUACAACGGGGGGCAAAAGCGUCCUUGACCCUGAGAUCAGAUUCGCUACUCUCUUUCAACGGCUUCUACUUGAUCACCCCUAACAUAAGUAGUGGCCUCCUCCCCGUUGAAUUCACGCUUGAGUCGUCUAGUGAUGGCGAGCACUGGAGAGUGUACGUGAUGCCGUCCAUGCUGUCCUUAGCUCGCGUCGCGACUGUCUCAGUGGGUGAAGACGUGCCCAUGGAAGAUUUCUCGAGGGGUUUUCCUCCGUGGCAGCCAAAACAACUGUAUCAGAUCGAUUGGAACGCUAUCACAUGCCGGUGGCCUGCCUUCGCGAGCAUCGUUGAGCGAUUGUUGAAAGGGCUCGGGCUCUUGCUUGCUGUUAGCGUGUGCUUGGGAUACUUCCUUGCUGCCGUCGUUGGCAUCUCUCAGUUCAUCGUGAGGGUGAGCAGCUGCAACUUGAAGGCAGACUACGUUGUGCUGAUCGAGAGCCUCACGAUACUGUUCCUGUUUCCUUGUCCCCUCGUCUUCCACGAGUGCUUGGCUUGUCACAGAAAAGCACGCAAGACGGCGAAGUUGCGGCAAUUUCGUAUGGCAUACAAUCCAGUAACCGAGGAGGAUUCAAGGACAGACAUGGAUAGGAUUCGAGCCCUCGAAACAUUUGCUUCGUCGAGAAGAUUUCGCACUCCCUCCAAGUUUGCAGCAUCCGAGGCCUUCACCUCCUUUGCAAGUGUAUCGCUUGCUGAAACCAAGGAAAUCACGAACUUUGACCAACUGAACGCUCAGGGAGUGACGAUGCAGAAACUGUUAGUCGACAAGUUGUUGGUCCUCGUUGAAAGACUGCAGACCGCUCACGGGUCUACAGCUCGUUUUGAAGAGACCCCUAUGAAGAGCUUUGAAGCUAGCUGCGAAAAGAUUCUUCGCAAAUACCAUGGAGAUGUUGCAAGACAUACGGAUCUAGUGCGGCAGAGUAUCAUGUUCGAUAGGAUACAAGACAUCGCAGAUUGUCUGCAGACUCUGAUGGAAGACAGAGAAGUGGUCAUUGUGAGCCUGAAGAACAGACUCGCUGGGAGGGACAAGGUCAAAAACUUGGGACACGUCAGGGAUGUGUGUCUCAAGGCACGGUUGAUCACAGAGCAAACAAGGUUCUACGGCAUUUGUGCAUUUGUGUGUGAAAUCCGUCUAGUCCUGACUUGUCUGCAAUCUGCCGCCACCACGAGCAUGUUGAAAGACUUGAAGGGGUACCGGAGAAUGCAUCAGGUGAACAUAUCCAUCAGAUGCUUGUUGUUUUGGUCGAGGCUUGAUUGUUCCGCUUGGAUCCGGAGACUGAAGCAUCACAAGAUCCAUAAACUCUCGAGGGUCCUGGUUGAAACGCUUGCGGAGACGGGAAGGGAGGCCGGGUCCCUGAACUCACUCUUCCGAUCUGCUGCUCACACCUUGACGGACGAAGAGAGACACAAGGACUUGUUGAGACAGAGAUGCCUGUUUGCUGGGGAUACCCUUGGAAAAAGACUCCAGGAGCUGCAGCAUGCAGUGAAGAAGUCAUCAGCAUCCAGCGUGCUCUUCACUUCCAUCCCUUGCACGCUAGCGAUGCAGAAGACCUGGUUCAAGGCGCUGCUGAUUAUAUGGGGUAUCUUCUAUGCAGUCCGCGGUUUCGGGGAAGGAGGAUUAUGGCAAACGUACAUGCGCAAGCAAGUGUUUCAAGUCAGAUCGGCAAGGAUGAUAGUUCUGCAACGAAGGCAGGACUCAGUUUCAGCAGGAGGGAACUAUUCUCUUCAGCUGGGAUGGAUGUUGAACGGGUGUAAGACCUCCUCAGCGGUCCAAGGAGUGGAGGACGGGGAUAUCUUCUACUUUUCUUUCCCGAGUCUCGAAUCAGCCAACGCAUUCUACUUCAUCACGGACAGUCGCUCCGGAACCGAGGGACGAGACCCUGUCCGUUUCCGGCUGGAUGUCACCUCCGCAUCGGGGAGCCCCUGGCAGCUGGCAAACACAAGCUGGACCCUCAAGUCCGGUACCAAAUGUGAUUGGGACCGUUACAAUGCCGCCUGCAUCCCCCGUUGGGAUGAGACUUAUCCCACUGACCUGCAACGAGGAGCUGAAAACGUCAUCAGCCUUGUCACCCCUCUGUACAUGGCUGCUGGCACCGUCUUCUUCCUCUUCCCCGUGGUCCUCGGGUGCUUCUCUGGCCCCAUCGUGAGCAUUCUUGGGAGGCCUCGCAUGGGAGUUGUGUGCUUCUCCUUCGCCUUCUGGGGGACUGGUGUUCUAGGGAUCGCUGCCGCGAUCAGCAGUGCUGUGCAUGGAGAUUCUGCGGGGGUCGCCUUGUUGUUCUUCUUGCUAGGCUGGGGAUCUUCGACCACAGGACUGUCUUUGGUAUUUUGGGAGGAGAAAUUUUUGCCGACAGUUCUCUUCAACGCUUGCAUAACCGUGGUUGCUUCUAUUUCAUUUUACUUCAUUACUUUGGGGGGAGGGAACUUUCAGUUUCCUAUAACCGGAUUGGUGUUGUUGUUGAUGCGAAGACGAGCAAUCCAUCGAGCAUGGCUGGGGAUAGAAGACGACGUGAAGUAUUAUAACGAGGGACCAUGGGGCAAGUGA
Molecule: messenger RNA, 2994 nt
Organism: Guillardia theta CCMP2712
Lineage: Eukaryota; Cryptophyceae; Pyrenomonadales; Geminigeraceae
Exons: 6
Coding region: 1-2994 (997 amino acids)
Source: RefSeq, a predicted model, not a curated record